AUCGAAAGUACCCGCAAAUAUUUUUUUGUUGUUUUUAUACCAAAGCCCAAAUGCUCAAAAACAUCUCCCGAUUUAGGCCCAAAUGUACUGAGAGCUUCUUCUUCCCGUUGAACACUUGAACCCUUGCCCUCAUUUCGCCGGAACCCAUUCUUCUUCACUCUUUUUUCUCUGCAAUUCAAAUUCCUCUGGAUAUGGAGUCCGUGGAAGACGAAGACGACCAGUGCAUCGGGAAACUCCUCGAUGCCAAGAAGAAAUCGAGUUCCGGCAACAAUGCCGCCACGAAAUCUCAGCCGAAGAAAGCGGAUGCUUCUCAGAACCCCUCUUCCAGACUGAGCUUGAACAAGAUUUCUGGUGCUAAAGCUAAACCCAAGAAAGAAGAUGAAGAUGAAGAUUUUCAAGAUUCUAAAUCCCCAAAGGCUCAGAAGAAGAAGGUGAAGAAAGAGGAGCAAGAGGAUGAAUACGCUAUUCCAGAUUCUAAACCUAAACCCAUUGUCAAUAAAACACAAAAGACGAAGGUGAAGAAAGAGGUGGUGGAGAAAGAGGAUGAAGAUGAUUUCAAAGAUUCAAAAUCAAGAAACGCGGUCAAUAAAACACAAAAGACUAAGGUGAAGGAAGAAGAUGGGAAAGAGCAGCAGAUUAGUGUAAAGAAAAAGGAGAAGAAGGUUUAUGAUUUGCCAGGCCAGAAGAGAGACCCUCCAGAAGAAAGAGACCCGUUGAGGAUUUUUUAUGAAUCAAUGUACCAACAAUUGCCGGAAAGUGAAUUGGCUGCAAUCUGGAUGAUGGAGUCCGGGUUGCUACCAAAGGAGAAGGCGAAACAAAUGUUUGAGAAGAAGCAAAAGAAGGGAAAGAUCAGUUCGCCAGCAAAAUCUGUUGCAAAAAGGGAAACCAAACCGGUUGUUGUCGCGAAGAAGAAGCAGACGCCUUCGCCAGCAGCAGCAGCAGCUCCAAGAAAGAAAAGUGCCACCGGUUCAUCAGAAGCCAAAAGGCCGAAACCGUCCGCAAAUAAUAAGCGCAAGAAGAAGGGUGGAGACAACGAAACAUCCUCGGACGAAGACGAGGACAGUGACUUUGUCGAUGUUCCAAGGAAGAAAAAGAAGACAUCAUAGUAUUUGUGUGUGUGUGUGUGUGUGUGGGUGGGANGCAUUUGCUUGGUUCUCUAACCUAUAACCUGUGGGGAUGGAGUGCUUGCUUUGGUGGUACAAUUUUCUAACUGAUUCAACAUUAGAGAUGGGUUUAUCAUUAUUGAUUUUAUUGGAAAUAUUGUUACCCAGCAUUAAACACUGCCUAUUUUU
This is a messenger RNA of Cuscuta campestris, 1292 nucleotides long. NCBI's taxonomy places the organism in Eukaryota, Viridiplantae, Streptophyta, Magnoliopsida, Solanales, Convolvulaceae. The record is from the annotation of a GenBank genome assembly.